UUUCUCUCAAACUUCUCAUUUCCAUUUGCCUCCCCCAAAAAUAAGGAUCUCUUCCUCUCUUUCUUUCUCUAACCCUUUCUUUCUCACUUCUCCAUACCCUUUCUCUAUCAACUCCGACAACAUGGCCAACGCGGCAUCUGGAAUGGCUGUUCUUGACGAGUGUAAAUUAAAGUUCCUGGAGCUAAAGGCAAAGAGGAACUACCGUUUCAUUGUGUUUAAGAUUGAGAACUACGAAGUGAUAGUGGAGAAACUUGGAAGCCCAGAAGAAACCUAUGAGAACUUCACUGCAUGUCUGCCUGCCAAUGAGUGCCGAUACGCUGUCUUUGAUUUUGAUUUCACAACAAAUGAAAACUGCCAGAAAAGCAAGAUUUUCUUCAUUGCAUGGGCUCCGGAUACGUCAAAGGUGAGAGAGAAGAUGGUGUAUGCCAGCUCCAAGGACAGAUUCAAGAGGGAACUUGAUGGCAUUCAGGUUGAGUUGCAAGCAACGGAUCCCAGUGAGAUGAGCUUUGAUAUCAUAAAAGCAAGGGCAAUAUAAUAAUGUCAUCCAAUUAUUAAGAUUUCACCCUUUUCCCUACAGCUAGCUUUGGCGGCACUAUUAAUUUCUUUAUUUGUUUGACUUCUGCUGUUUUUUUUUGUUCUUUUUGUCAACUGGCCUACAUUGUAAACUGGUAGUUUAAUAUGAUACCUAGAAAAGCACUGCCAUGGAUUACAGGCUAUAUCGAACAACCUUAUUAUUGUAUACACUACAUUCUU
Vigna angularis (adzuki bean) is the source of this 753-nucleotide messenger RNA. RefSeq names its product actin-depolymerizing factor 7. The record is from RefSeq and is a predicted model, not a curated record. Gene Ontology annotation, molecular function: actin filament binding. Gene Ontology annotation, cellular component: cytoplasm; actin cytoskeleton. NCBI's taxonomy places the organism in Eukaryota, Viridiplantae, Streptophyta, Magnoliopsida, Fabales, Fabaceae. The transcript is spliced from 3 exons. Bases 122 to 535 code for a protein of 137 amino acids. Gene Ontology annotation, biological process: actin filament depolymerization.